Helianthus annuus (common sunflower) is the source of this 3564-nucleotide messenger RNA. RefSeq names its product protein ENHANCED DOWNY MILDEW 2. The transcript has 19 exons. The coding region runs from base 146 to 3337 and encodes 1063 amino acids. The record is from RefSeq and is a predicted model, not a curated record. Lineage: Eukaryota; Viridiplantae; Streptophyta; Magnoliopsida; Asterales; Asteraceae.
CUCUCUCUUACACUCUAUAGCGAAACAUUCGUUUACGGAAUUACGCUAAUCUCUCCAUUCUUCGACGAUUCAUUUUCCGAAUCCCUAAUCUGCCAUACACAGGUGUUUAAGUGCUUUCGCAUUGCUAGUUGUAGAAGUCUAGAACAUGGCAUCAUCGGAUGACGAGGGGGAGACAUAUCCAGACGCUAUCAUGGAUUAUGUUUUUUAUGAUAAAGAUAAUGACCCCAUUUCAUUUUCAAAGUUACCCGUACAGUGGAAUGACAACGAGAGUUCAAGUGCUAACACAGGGCCCGUUUAUUUGAGUGGCCUUGUUGAUAAUGGUAGGAGAAAGAUAUACCAGCAGGUGAUAGCAUGGAAGUAUGAUAUGUUAACUACAGUUCCCCAGAUCUCCGUGCUUUUCAAAGAUAACCACUGGAUCAAGCUAGAAAAACCUAAAAAAUGUUACAAAAAUAUGAUCAGGACAAUAUUUGUCUCCGUGCAUUGUCUCUGCUAUCUGAAAAGAAAACCAGAAGCACCAGAGAAAUCUUUAUGGAACCACCUCUCGAAAGUUUUCAGCUCGUAUGAUGUAAACCCUUCAGUGAAUGAUCUGAUAGAUCAUAUUAGCUUCAUCAGAGAAGCUGUAAAGAGGGAUGAAACAUUGGAAAAAUCCAAGUUUUUGGCUGCAUUUUUGGAUAAUCCCAGAAAGAGGAAAUCUCAUGAUGAGAAUGUUGGAACUGCUACUAAACCUAGCUUUAUAGUUGAUGACACGAACGCUGAAACGCAAGAUGAUGACAUCAUCACCAAUCAGACUAAAGAUAGUGAGUCUGAUGAGGAAGAUGAUAAUUACGAUACAGUUUGUGCAAUUUGCGAUAACGGCGGUGCACUCAUCUGUUGUGACGGGGAAUGUUUUAGGUCAUUUCACGCAACCCGAGAUUCUGGACUAGAUUCCAAGUGUAAAUCUCUUGGUUUAACUUCUAAAGAAUUGGAGGGUCUACAAAAUCAACUAUAUAAAUGCGAGAAUUGUAAGUAUCGUCUACACCAGUGCUUUGUUUGUGGUAAACUAGGCUCUUCUGAUAAAUCUUCGAAUACAGAGGUAUAUCGUUGUUGUUCUGCAACUUGUGGUCAUUUUUAUCACCCAGAGUGUGUAGCAAAGUUGCUCCAGAGGAAUGAUAAAGCAGGCCAACAGGCUCUAAAAGAAAAAAUUGCUGCCGGUGAACCCUUCGUAUGUCCAGCUCACAAAUGUGCUGUCUGUAAGCAAACGGAAAACGAAAAAGUGAAAGAUUUGCAGUUUGCUACUUGCAGGCGGUGUCCAAAAUCAUAUCACAGGAAAUGUUUACCGAGUGACAUUAUGUUUUAUGAUCAAAUUGGUGGUGGUGGUGAUGAUGAUGAUGAUCAUGGUGGUGAUGAUGAUGAUGAUGAUGAUGAUGUUGUUGUUGAAGCUAGGGCUUGGAAUGGACUUUUGCCUAAAUCACGUGCAUUGAUAUAUUGCUUAGAACACGAGAUUGUUCCCAAACUCGGCACCCCUGCAAGACCCAUAAUAUUUGAGAUUAUUCGCGAUAGAAAGACACCGCAACCAGACAAGAAGAAAGUCGCGGUCAAGUUAACAGAUCUCGAUUCCGAAAACCCAUCCAAGAAGUCUGUUCUGAAGUCACAGAAACAUGUUGAAAAAUCUUCCACCAUUAAAUCAGAAGGCUCUUCCAAAAAGAGAGCAGCAUUUUCAUCGUGUGAAGAAUCUUUGAAGAGAAAGAAAGUAGCGAAUACGUCUAGGAACCCUUUGAGGAAUUUGUCAACAAAAGUCAAGAAGCCCAGCUCGAAUGAUGGUCAACCAACAUUAGGGAGUAGAUUAUUUGAUUUGUUUGAUGAGAGUCAUGAGACAAUAUCAAACAACUUGGAGAAAGAUGACACUUCUGCGGUGGCCAAAUCUCAGCAGACAGAAAUUUUACCUCCUCUAGAUGACAAAUCUAAAGAGAGAUUAUUGGCGUUAAUGAAAGAAGCUGCUUCGUCUGUUACACUGGAUGAGGUAAAGAAGUACCAUCAAGAAAAAGUACCAUCUACACAUGCACUUUCAUCAAGGGUGGACAAAACCAUUUACUUAGCGAGGGUGGAAGGUGCUGUGAAGGCUAUAAAUUUGGCUGCAAAGAAGCUUAAAGACGGAUGCAGUGUAGAGGAUGUGAAGGCUGUCUGUGACCCUGGUGUCUUUGAUCAAUUAAUGAGGUGGAAGGAUAGACUCGGAGUGUACCUUGCACCAUUUCUACAUGGAAUGCGAUAUACAUCUUACGGUCGCCAUUUUACAAAAGUAGAUAAGUUGGAAAAGAUUGCUGAUAAGCUUCAAUGGUAUGUUGAAGAUGGUGACAUGGUAGUUGACUUUUGUUGUGGGGCAAAUGACUUUAGUUGCCUUAUGAAGAAACGGCUUGAUGAGAUGGGGAAAACGAACUGCUCAUACAAAAAUUAUGAUUUUAAACAACCGAAGAAUGAUUUCAACUUUGAGAAGAGGGAUUGGAUGAAGGUUUCUCCGAAGGAAUUACCUAACGGGUCUCGUUUGAUCAUGGGACUAAACCCUCCAUUUGGGAUGAAUGCUUCUCUUGCAAACAAGUUUAUAGCCAAUGCUCUUCUAUUUAAGCCGAAGCUUAUUAUCCUCAUUGUUCCCCCAGAAACACAAAGGUUAGAUAGUGAAAGGAGGAGACCCCAAUAUGAUCUGAUAUGGGAGGAUGCUAGCUUGCUAGCUGGCAAGUCAUUUUAUUUUCCUGGAUCUGCUGACGUGAAUGGCAAUCAAGUUGAUCAAUGGAACAACACUACACCACCACUAUACCUUUGGAGUCGGCCCGAUUGGACCUAUAAACACAAGUCUAUAGCCCAGCAGCAUGGCCAUAUACCCCGAGUUCAAACACCACGACAAUCUGAUCAAAAUGGGCCUGCAUUGGACCUUCCGGUUGGUAAUUAUGAUCAAGGUGCCAGUAAUCAAACUCAUGCUCAAAAAACUCGUGCUCCUGUUGAAGCUCAGAAACAUGAAAAAAGACAGGUUCCCGCUCAUGAACAAGGGUUAACAAGAUAUGGUUCUACAAAUGGAACACCGCACAACAGGACAAACACAUCUGCAACACAACGCUAUGCACCCAGGCUUGAUGAGCUGAACAAUGUAAGGGUUAACAACUCGGGGCGGUCUGGACUUCAGGAGAUGAAUAGUGCAAGGAUCAGUGGGGUGGGACAACAUGAACCACCUGUGGGAAGUCGUGGUGUUGGUGGUUAUGGUCCACCUGUUAAUGGACCGGGGUCCCAUAUGGGUUCUUUAGGGUUUGCACCUGGUCCGGACCACCAAUAUUCUCAGCAUACUUCGUCUGGUGGUUGGUUGGACGAUUGAUCAGGUUUGGUGUUACUUUUCCACAUGAUACAUAUGUUUUUGGGUUUUGAAAUAUUAGUAGGUAUAGUGUGGAACUAAGGUUGUUUAAUGGUACAAAACCAGACUGCGCCGUACUCAAACCAACCUUAUAAAGAUUACGGGUAUAUGAUAUCGGUAUAGCUACAAACCGUAUUACUUUGGAUUAACCCAACUUUUUUUGAGAAGUAUCAUUUUGAUAUAGUAAAAGU